Cervus elaphus (red deer) is the source of this 3687-nucleotide messenger RNA. It is a transcript of the gene SHC1, whose product is annotated as SHC adaptor protein 1. NCBI's taxonomy places the organism in Eukaryota, Metazoa, Chordata, Mammalia, Artiodactyla, Cervidae. Gene Ontology annotation, molecular function: receptor tyrosine kinase binding. The record is from RefSeq and is a predicted model, not a curated record. The transcript has 12 exons. Gene Ontology annotation, cellular component: plasma membrane. Bases 421 to 2175 code for a protein of 584 amino acids. Gene Ontology annotation, biological process: cell surface receptor protein tyrosine kinase signaling pathway; intracellular signal transduction.
CGGUUGGGUGGGGGGAUCAGGCAGUGGGGCAUGGAUCGCUCUGCCAGGCAGCGAGAGUUCUGGGUUGGGGCAGUGUUGGGGGCUCAGCCCCUCAGAGCCUGUGAGUCAGCACUGUCCUCGGGAUUGGUCUCUCCCCUUAGCUCCCCGCCCCUGGGGAGGAGCCAGGCAGCUCUAGGUCCAGCCUGUUCUCCUCUCAGCCUGAGAAGAGGCUCCACGCUGGGCGGGGAUGGGGCCUGAAACUGUCUGGGUCUGAGCCGGGGAAGCCAGAGCUACUUGUCCCUCUCCCUCCCCAGGACCCUUGAGAUCCCUGGGCCAUAGAGGUCCGAUCAGGCUAAGGGCCUGGGAUGCCCCCUGCCUGGCCCCCUUGCCCUGACUGGCAGGGGGGCCAGGCUGGGCAGCAGCCUCCCUCUCACUCCAGCCAUGGAUCUCCUGCCCCCCAAGCCCAAGUACAACCCACUUCGGAAUGAGUCUCUGUCAUCGCUGGAGGAGGGGGCUUCAGGGUCCACCCCACCGGAGGAGCUGCCAUCCCCAUCAGCCUCAUCCCUGGGGCCCAUGCUACCACCUUUGCCUGGGGACGACAGUCCCACUACCCUGUGCUCCUUCUUCCCCCGGAUGAGCAACCUGAAGCUGGCCAACCUAGCUGGGGGGCGCCCGGGGCCGAAGGGGGAGCCAGGAAGGGCAAACGAGGAUGGGGAGGGGAUCGUAGGGGCAGCCAUGCUGGACUCAGGCCCCCUGCCCCUCCUCCAGGACAUGAACAAGCUGAGUGGAGGCGGCGGGCGCAGGACUCGGGUGGAAGGGGGCCAGCUGGGGGGCGAGGAGUGGACUCGCCACGGGAGCUUUGUCAAUAAGCCCACCCGGGGCUGGCUGCAUCCCAACGACAAAGUCAUGGGACCCGGGGUUUCCUACUUGGUUCGGUACAUGGGCUGUGUGGAGGUCCUGCAGUCAAUGCGCGCCCUCGACUUCAACACCCGGACUCAGGUCACCAGGGAGGCCAUCAGUCUGGUGUGUGAGGCUGUGCCGGGUGCUAAGGGGGCAACAAGGAGGAGAAAGCCCUGUAGCCGUCCACUCAGCUCCAUUCUGGGGAGGAGUAACCUGAAAUUUGCUGGAAUGCCAAUCACUCUGACCGUCUCCACCAGCAGCCUCAACCUCAUGGCCGCAGACUGCAAACAGAUCAUCGCCAACCACCACAUGCAGUCCAUCUCGUUUGCAUCCGGCGGGGACCCGGACACAGCCGAAUAUGUCGCUUAUGUUGCCAAAGACCCAGUGAAUCAGAGAGCCUGCCACAUCCUGGAGUGUCCCGAAGGGCUCGCUCAGGACGUCAUCAGCACCAUCGGCCAGGCCUUCGAGCUUCGUUUCAAACAGUACCUCAGGAACCCGCCCAGGCUCGUUACCCCCCACGACAGGAUGGCUGGCUUUGAUGGCUCAGCUUGGGAUGAGGAGGAGGAAGAGCCCCCUGACCAUCAGUACUAUAAUGACUUCCCGGGGAAGGAACCACCUCUUGGGGGUGUGGUGGACAUGAGGCUUCGGGAAGGAGCCCUCCCAGGGGCUGCUCGACCCACUCCACCCAGUGCCCAGACCCCCAGCCACCUGGGAGCCACGCUGCCUGUGGGGCAGCCUGCUGGGGGAGACCCAGAAGCCCGCAAACAGAUGCCGCCCCCACCACCCUGCUCAGCAGGCAGAGAGCUCUUUGAUGACCCCUCCUAUGUCAACGUCCAGAACCUAGACAAGGCCCGGCAAGCAGGGGCUGGGGCCGGGCCCCCCAAUCCUGCCAUCAAUGGCAGUGCACCCCGAGACCUCUUUGACAUGAAGCCCUUUGAAGAUGCCUUGCGAAUGCCUCCACCUCCCCAGUCAAUAGCCAUGGCUGAGCAGCUCCGAGGGGAGCCCUGGUUCCACGGGAAGCUGAGCCGGCGAGAGGCCGAGGCACUGCUACAAGUCAACGGGGACUUCUUGGUGCGGGAAAGCACGACCACGCCGGGCCAGUACGUGCUCACCGGCCUGCAGAGUGGGCAGCCAAAGCACCUGCUCCUGGUGGACCCUGAGGGUGUGGUUCGGACAAAGGAUCACCGCUUUGAAAGUGUCAGUCACCUCAUCAGCUACCACAUGGACAAUCACUUGCCCAUCAUCUCUGCGGGCAGCGAACUGUGUCUCCAGCAGCCUGUGGAGCGGAAACUGUGACCUGUCCCAGUGCUCUCUCAGAAGAUGCCCUGCGGUCCCUUCCACCCUGUUCCCUGACUCUUAGGACCUCACAUGGGAGUGUUCAUGGGCUUGCCCUUGUGUAGGACUGGGGAUACUGUGGACACUGGGUUCAGCAUGCAGCUGAGAGAGACGGUUUGAGUCAGGAACCAGGGGUAGGGUCCUGCUUCUCCCCAGACCUCACCAAAGUAUUAAUGUACAGAGUGGCCUCCUUCCCUGGGCCUUGCCUGUGCCAACUUGAUACCCCCUUCCCCAAGGUGGGUGCUGGAGGCCUGGGCAGGAUGCCUCCUGGUGAUGGAAGAUGUUCUGUGGUGAUAGGCCCUGCGGAGCAAUCACCCUUCCAGGGAAGGGGAACUGAAUCAUACCUUUCGUCUACCCCUGGGCUCAGGGUACCCCAGACUCCUCUCAACAACCCUCCCUCCCAGCGUUUAAACUUUGUGCCUUUGACCAUCUCCUAGGUCUGAAGAUAUUUUAUGCAAAGAGUUCUUGGGCCCCUGAAGUCAAGGAUGGGGCUGCUGACAGCUUCUUGGCUUCUGGGACCCGGGCCUGUCCUUGCUCAGCACCUCCUCCAGUUCAGGUGGGGCAAACAGAGGCGGGAGUAGCAGCUGCCCCUCUUCCUGGGAUAUGCAGCCCUUAGAGACUGCCUCAGAGCCCCGCUCUCAGCCAGAGGGGAGAUGGGCCCCUCCUUGCUCAGUGCCUCCUGGCCGGGGCCCCUCACCCAGGGCUCUGUAUAUACAUUUCGUAAGCCCACCCCUCCCAUGUUGCAUGCAUGUUAUACUCUACAACCAAAGUUCAGCCCUUCCUCCUGGCCUCUGUCCUGCCUCCCCCUGCAGGGGUGGUGGGGGGAUGACGGAGCUGUCAUCCCAACAGGAAUUUGUAGAGGUGGGAACAGGGGCAUUGAGACUUUAAAGCAGUAGACAAUCCCCAGAUACCAUCGGUAGGUUUGGAACUGCGUUUAUUUUUUAUUUUAUAUGCGUAUAUUUUAGGGCUGUAGAUUUACUUUCCUAAUUUGAUUUCCAUAGCUUAUUCCUGAGCACAAAAUGAUAAUAAUCGAUGACAUUUAUACAUCACCUCUUUGACUUUUUCAAAGCCCUUUUACGACUAUUGGCAUUUUCCUCACCCCGGCCUGUGGGGCAGUUGGAACCGGUAGCAUUAUCUUUUUCUACCAGAGAGACCCAAAGAAGUGGAGUGUAAGCUAGGACUAGAGAAACUUGGCCCUCCCACCGCGAGGCGGGGAGGCAGAAGUUUGGCUGUUAGUUUCACACGAGGCGAGGCGGGGGGUCGCGGUUAUUGAAUCCCUUCUCCCUUCUCCAGGCCGCGCCCUGCAGCAGCAACAGAGGAGCCGGUCCUGCUCUGUCUUUAGGCCUUGUAGAUAAGGGAGAGUGGACUAUCUAAGUCCUCGCCUCCCUUUUUUUCUUUUCUUUUUGUUUGGAUGUUUUCACGGGUCUCACUUAUACCAAAGGGAAAGAAUCAUUAAAGUCCAUAUUUCUUCUA